Chelonus insularis is the source of this 5570-nucleotide messenger RNA. RefSeq names its product smallish (gene smash). Gene Ontology annotation, biological process: regulation of focal adhesion assembly; positive regulation of stress fiber assembly. Gene Ontology annotation, cellular component: stress fiber. Gene Ontology annotation, molecular function: myosin II head/neck binding. Bases 461 to 4882 code for a protein of 1473 amino acids. The transcript has 16 exons. The record is from RefSeq and is a predicted model, not a curated record. Lineage: Eukaryota; Metazoa; Arthropoda; Insecta; Hymenoptera; Braconidae.
ACAUUAAGCCGGCUUGUGUGGUUGUGUUUACCUGUCGUUCUCACUGAAUCGUUUGCGAAUUUUUAUAAUACAUUUUACUAAAUCAUUUUUAUUUACCUUUUUUAACAUUUACUUAAAAAGUCAACACUGUUCAUCAACGUCAUAAUUAUUUAUAAAAAAUCAAUUAAUAUUAAACUUCAUAAAUAAACAGUAAUUCAAGUGGUUCGUAUAAUAGUGCGACCAAUAUAAACUUGUCGGGCAAUAAGUGAGAACUUUUUUUAUUUAGUGGGAAAAAAAUUAACUUGGCCGGAAGUUUGAUUCCUUACGACUUACUACCAGUGGAUAUUACAUACUUGUUCAUCCUGUCAAAGAGAGAUGGAUAAUAAAGAAAGAAGCAAAGUGUAGGAUGGACUCGUCAGUACAGGGAAUCUUGUUACAGUGAAGAGGAGGAUCUUCCGUGAAGGAAGGAGGAACGAGGAGGAUGCCGUCCUCGCAAACAGCCGCCACUGAGCGGCGAAACGACAGGAUGAUGAUUGCCCAUGAACCACCAAAGCUCAAAACAACUCUUAAAACAUCACCGAAGCAGGCUACGAAUCCCCUGCAAUUUGUUAAAGUUGGUCCAUGUUCGUUGUAUCGUACCGCCCAAGAACAGCUGCAAAAGGUACAGGAAGUGAAAAAAAUAAAACAAGAGGUUCGAGAUGAUCCGGAAGACUGGCAAUCAAACUUGGAUAAUUGGAAAAGUAGUCGGAGGAAGCGGCAGGAGCACAUAAUCGAGCGGGUGGUUGAAGUUAAGAAACUUGAAUUAGAAGAACACGACAGACAAAGACGUCGAAGUAAAACUUUCUCGGAGAUGAUGGAAGAGCGCAGUAAUAGAGGUAGAAAAUUAAGCAUAAGUCUAGCAAUGUAUCACGAAGAAGAUUCAAAUGACUUGAGUGAUCUUGGCAUUGGAACAAGCAGUGGAAAGAGCUCCGUCAGUGGCGACACCCACGAAGAUACACAGAGUGUUCUUAGCGAUCGGGACAGCGAGAUCGACAAGAAUAAUUCAGACUCGGACAAUACCACGAAUGAAAAUGCUAACGGCAAUAAUAAUAUGAAUCACAAUAACAACAGUAAAAAUAACAUUAUUAAUAAUGAUAACAAUAACUUAUCUACCGCAAACAAGUCCAAUGUCACGUCAAUAGAGUCAAUAAGUAAAAAAUCUACAUUUGAUAAUGAGUUUCACAACGAUAGAGAUCAAAGGGAAUACGACUCUGGUACUACAGCCACUGUCAGCUCACCAGAACCUGAAGAGUACACUUACGACGGAACUAUUCAUGGCUAUGUUACCAACAGGGUCGCGCAAAACAUUCCCAGGCGUUCACUAAUCAACUACGACAUUAAACACGACAACGUAAAAUUGAAUCUCUUCGAGGAAAAGACUUUCGAUGAGAAAAACGUUCCCGUAGUCAAGGUGGACGUACUUAAGCGACGAGAAAUCUUCGAGAAAGCAUCGCAAAAGAGUAUAGAUAAUAAAGUCAACAAUAAUAUUAGCAAUCGUUCUUCUGGUGAUUUUUCAUCUUCAAAAUCAAUUAAAGAAAGACUUUCAAAUCUCGAGAGACAGAAACAGGAGAUCAAUGAAGAAGAAAAAUGUAAUAAAACUAUGAAUAGAUUGUCCGGUGAUAUGAGCUCUAUUCGUGAACGUCUGUCUCAUUUAGAAAAACAAGCUGCUGAACGUGAAAGCAAAACAUGUAAAUCAAUUAUUGAUGAAGUUGAAGCGUUUAUUCCUCUUCGUGAUAGAUUAUCAAUUCUCGAUAAAUAUACUAAUAUCGAUGAUUCACCUAUUGCAAGAACAACAAUAAAUUUACGACAGAAUGAAGAAUUUUCAGCUAAAAUGAAAGAUCGUUUGUGUAUGUUGGAUAAUUCUAGAUCCAAAGAUGAUGAAAAGAAGCCGGUGAAUAAACAGAUGUUAGGAUUUAAUAAUCAAGAUGCAAGAAAUGAAAUGUCAACACCAAGUGAGAGAAGUUCAUCUCCAGACUCCGAGUAUCGUGCACCAUGUGCUGCUUUCCAUAGAAGUCUUGAUUCUCUCGAUGCUGAUGCAUCCAGUGAGCCUGAUACUUUCGAACGAGUUCAGAGUCUCGAAGAGCUUGAUUAUGUACGGAGGAGGUAUCCAACAUCUGUAUCAUCAGCUGAAAUUCUUAAUGAUACAGAUCGCGAAGAUUCUGGUAUUCACACUGCUGAUGUUAGCUGUUCAGUCAGUCAAGCUGACGAACCAGUUGAUGAAGAAAUUGUGCAGCAUCCCGGAACAAUUGUUCAAGUCCAAGAAAUCAUUGUGGAGGCUCAGGAGCAACAGAUCUCUGCUCAAUCUAGCGUGGAAGAAUUAAGAAAGACGGAAAUAUCUGAAGAGAAAAGACAGGAGAAAGUUGAUAUUCAACCGGAGGCAGUAGCAGUGAUAAUUAAGGAAUCGAUUGUUAUCGGCAGCAACAAUAACAACAGCACCACAGACGAGGAAACUGAGCUAUGUUGCGAGUCACCUAAGUCAGUCGAGCACGAAGAAGAGACCCAGACUAGUGAAUCAACGACUGACGACCAGAACGCAGGCUUACCUGUUGCUUGCUCCAAGGCAAACCAGCAAGAAGACACCGACCAAGAUUCUGAGUCUGUUUCAUCGCUUAUGGACUCGCUGUCAUUAUCGCAUGAAAAGGAAUCUAACCACAGUGAUCAUUACAACAAACUGAGCGUUUUUCAAUCAAAUAUGGAGUUUAUUGAUACACCUGUACCUCUAUCAAAAUCGAUUCCACCAUUAAAUUUGACAAGUAAUGAGGAAAUAAUCGCUGGAUUAGUAUUUCCUUUGGGUCCACCAACUAGUGUAGAACCACCUAAAGAGAAACCUCCACCACCUCCUACUGAUUUUAGUGAUGAAGAAAAUCAACCAAUUGAACCAUUAAAGAGAUUAAAUUCUACUCGUAGAAUAAAAAAAGAAUUGCGUACAAGGCGAUCUGAUUUCUUGGGAAUUGAAGGAAUAAAUGACGAUGAUCUCGAGUUAAGUCUAGCGAAACCACCAGACAUGGCAGCAAUUUUGGCUGAAGAGAGAAGAAUUGAGCAGUUACACCGUCGAUCUUAUGACACAGACAGCAAUUACGAGCAAGAUUCAAGCCAUGAGAGGGAUUCAGGUGUAGAGCUUGGUCAAGCAGAGGAUUGGGUGAAGCAACCAGUUAGUCCCGAUAUGUCCCAACACAGUCGUCAAAGUAGCGAACCAUUUGGAGCAAGCGUUACCUCUUCCGAGGAAGAUGAGAUCACGAAGAAAGAGCGGGAGAUUAUUGAAGUUCUUGAGAAGGAAGAGCAGUGGCGUUACGGCAACGACCGCGAACAGAACAGCGAUAUUGGUGAAAAACUCGCGCACAAGCUACGAGAACUCGAGGAGGAAAAGAUGCAGUUGGAGCGUGAACGUGCACAGGAAGCCGAGUUGCAACGACAAGAGGAAACCCUACGGAAAAAUGAUGAAGAUUCACGCAAACAGGAGGAACAACUACUGCGGAAGCAACAAGAGUCAACGAUGCAACAAGAAAUGGUGCACGUUGAGGAGAUGGAACUCAGGGAAAAGGAACUAAGACUUGAUGUGGAACGGUUUACGUUACAUGAUAAAAUGAUUGAGAAUGAAAGUAGGUCCAUGGAUAUUAGACACCAAGAAGACUUACAUUUCAGACCCUCAGAAAGUCAGAUGAGUGAGCAACAAAAAACCUUACCUUCCGUUGUGCACAACCGUGAGGAUGAUUAUUCAUCAAGGGAUGUUUUGCGUGUAGAACGAGAGCUUUUACAGUUGGAACAAGAAGAGUUGCAGCGUCAAAGGAACAAUAUGUUGUAUCUUGAACAAAAGCAACAACAACUUGGUGGCCAAUUACAGGAACAAUGGCAAUCACUCCAAGAUGUAAAUCAUGACCCCAAUAUGGCUCAUGCUGCUUAUCGGAAUAUCAAUAUAAAAAAUUAUCGAUCAUCAAUGCCAAAUCUUCAGCUUCAAGAUAAUCAUCGUCGAAGACCAGCACCCCCGCCUAUACCACCAGCGAAGCCUCUGCGACUGCUAGAUCAAAGACAGCGGGACAUCACUAUCAGAAACAGCCGGAUUCCAUCAGCAGAUUCAAUUCCACAGCAGGUGGAUGCAACGCUCCGUCACAGUGCCUCAGCUUCAACUCUGAUGAGUCAUGCUGGUCAGCAGAUGACAAAGCAAACUCUUCAUGCAUUGAGUGCUGUACCACGUACGCGAAUCGUUAAAGGUGACCAGUGGGUUCAGCGUAGAAAAAGUGACGGACCUCGCAUUGCAUCCCAGGAUUUUAAUUAUCAACAUUGGCUCAUACAAGAAGCAGAACAGAGGAGAAUUAAUGAGAAAAAUCAACGAUCACCUGUAAGAAAACCACAGCAACACGUGACUGGAACUUCUGUACCUUAUACUGGGAAUUCAACAAAAUCAGAAGGAAAACCGUUACCAGAUUCAAUUAUUCAAACACUUACGCAAAGGAUACAAAAUAGAGCACAGGAAAGACAGCCUAUUAUCCGGCGAAGAAUUGAACAAAGUGUCAGUCAAGAACAUUUGCCUUUGGGACAUCAUUUACCAUCACAGCACCUUAAUAUGAUGCAUCAGAAAGUACAUCAAUCACCAGUAGCGUCUAGUGCAGCGGACUCCCAAGAAAAAAUGCUCAGUGUUAGUGGAAAAAAAAAAUGUUCACACUGCGGUGAUGAAUUAGGACGAGGUGCAGCUAUGAUUAUAGAAAGUCUUCGUCUUUUUUAUCAUAUGGAAUGUUUCAAAUGUUGUGUUUGUCAUGUACGUCUUGGAGAUGGACUUAUGGGAACGGAUGUUCGUGUUCGUAAUCACAAACUCCACUGCCAUAAUUGUUAUUCAAGCGAUGAUGGUGUUAAAUUCAGCUGCGUGUAAAAAUUAGGAGUCGACAACUUUUAUUAAAAUGUAUAUAAAAAGUGCCACAAGGAGUAUUUAGAGGUGUCAAAAAAAGCAUUAAAGAAAUAAAUAUACAGUAGAGUUAAAGAAAAAUGUUUCAAAUUAAGUUGGAAAUGAAAUUAUAUUGUUUCUCCUUAGCUGACACAUGUAUAUAGAAUGUGUAUUUAUGUAAUUAGCACAUUUAGUGAGUGUUAAAUAUUACGUUAAAGAGACAUGAUAAAAGUGAAUAUGAUAGAGAAGAGAAGAAGAAAAGAAAUAUGUAAAUUAUUGUAAUAUAGUAUUGUGAUAUUUAUAAGAUGCCCAGAGUACAAUUUAAUCUGCGGAUAUUUUCAUUGCUGUUAAUAAAAAACCGCAAUAAUUUUAUUUUAAAAUGUUCAAGUAAAAGAUACAUAUUAAGCAUGUUAAUCUUAUCUAGUUAAAUUUAAGAAGGACACUUUAUUUUACAGAUGUAAAAAAAACAUAUUUAAAAAGAAAAAUGUAUAUUACGUGAACCGUUCAGAGAAACGGGGCAUGAAUAAUUAACUAUUUUAACUUUAAAUGAAGAAGAUCGUUAGCAUUAGUAAUUACUUAAAAAGAAUCAUCACAUACUGUGAAAUAUUGUAUAAUACAUGUUAUAUGUUAGCAUAAAAUGUAAUUUCAUAUUAUUAAAUAAUAAAUGUGCAAGAUA